Molecule: messenger RNA, 921 nt
Organism: Desarmillaria tabescens
Lineage: Eukaryota; Fungi; Basidiomycota; Agaricomycetes; Agaricales; Physalacriaceae
Exons: 7
Coding region: 1-921 (306 amino acids)
Source: RefSeq, a predicted model, not a curated record
AUGGCGUGGAUGUGUGGGAGCCUGGAGGAGGGCAUCGAAGAUUCCUGGCCGUGGAUGCAAACCUCUCCUGGUGGUUUGCCAACGCGACAAGGUUAUCGAACGACUGCCAUAGCCCUUCUUGUCGUAAAAAUGGCGCUCGACGGCGUAGGCAGAGUCGAGUCAGUUGAGGGUCUGUUCAUUAAAGGUAGUGCGAUCCGGAGAGGCACUGGGCUGCUGUGCGGAGUCGAGUACGAUGUCGUAGCCCCACUGCUCUCAGCUGGCAACGACGAGGACACCGGGAUGGGCUGUGGGGAAGAAGGGUACAAGGAGGAGGGUGGGACGAAGAUCCUGGCACCGACGUCCAACGACGAUGUCCAUCUGGGCGUCUAUUCUCCUCCCAGUACGCGACAAACGGAAAUCAUAUCUCUAGGAGCGUUUCCUGCUGUACACUGUGAAUGUGAGAGACGGCGUGCGGGGGAUGCGCGUGUGGAUAGAUUAUAUCUACAACAGAACAGUGAGCGGAAACUGCAAGGGAGGGAAGAGGAUGACAUCGAGCUACAGGAAGUACCGCACUACUCCAAACCUUGCUCGCCGGACGACGAUACAUCGUCUCGGCCCAAAAACGGGUUCUUGAGGGGACCACAUUUUGAUGUAGACAUCAGAAGUACUGCAGAUCAGCCGCCAUCCGCAACUCUACCGUCUCUCUUGUAUUACCUCUACCACUCCCACACGCCUGGUCUUGCUCGCCAGACUGACGAUACGUCAUCUCUGUCCAAAAUCUGUCCUUCCAGCUCGAAGGCACGCUCGUCUCGGCCUAGCGUAGUCGAGAAUUUGCGCGUACACAGUCAUCAAGGGAGUGUUGGAAGUGCGGAGAGCAGACGAUGGAGGUCGUGCUGUAGAGGGGAAGUCGUCAAUAAGAUGUAUUGCCGGGGGCAGGAAUAA